Molecule: messenger RNA, 3199 nt
Organism: Lethenteron reissneri (Far Eastern brook lamprey)
Lineage: Eukaryota; Metazoa; Chordata; Hyperoartia; Petromyzontiformes; Petromyzontidae
Product: aminoacylase-1A-like
Biological process (GO): amino acid metabolic process
Cellular component (GO): cytoplasm
Molecular function (GO): aminoacylase activity
Source: RefSeq, a predicted model, not a curated record
GGGUAGUGAGCCGUGAAGGUGACUUUGUCCUUCGCGGUACGCACUGCUGACUGCACAGAGGAGACUGCCAUCUCAUUUAGUGACUUGUGUUAAUCACUAACUAACGACACACACACUCCCUCAGCCCAGAUAACAUCACGAGGCGAUGUGGGGAUGACCCUGCUGGGGCUGCCGUGCCUGAAAUAUUGAAAGUAGCCACCCCCUGUGAGUGGCUGGUCCGCCCCUCCGGCGCGGGACCCCACACCCGGCGCCAUGUCGCUCCAGAGCAGCGGGCGGCAGCAGAGAGAAGCACACGGCGCCAGCGCAAGGGCGGAGGGGCAGCGGCAGCAGGAGGAGGAGGAGGAACGCCGGGAGGUGACCCUCUUCCGCGAGUACCUGCGCAUCCGCACCGUGCACCCCGAACCCGACUACGACUCUGCUGUUGCAUUUUUGGAGCGCGUGGCCAUCGAUCUUGACCUUCCAUUGAAGAAGUAUGAGCUGGAGCCCUCUCUCGUUGCCGUGGUGAUCACGUGGGAGGGCAGCAACCCCGCUCUGCGCUCCGUGCUGCUGAACUCCCACACGGACGUGGUCCCUGCCUUCCAGGAGCAUUGGCAGUACGACCCGUUCGAGGCGGUGAAGGACGCCGAGGGGAACAUCUAUGGCCGUGGAGCGCAGGACAUGAAGAGCGUGGGCAUCCAAUACGUCGAAGCGAUCCGGAGACUGCGCGACGAGGGGAAGCGCUUCCCACGCACGCUGCACCUGCUGUUUGUCCCCGAUGAGGAGGUCGGAGGAUUUCGUGGGAUGAGCCUCUUCGUUAAGAGCCCAGAGUUCAAAGCCUUGAACGUGGGAUUUGUUCUGGACGAAGGCCUAGCCAAUCCCACAGAUGCGUACACCGUGUUCUACGGGGAGCGCAGCUGCUGGUGGGUCACCGUGAAGUGCACUGGCCACCCGGGGCAUGGCUCACGCUUCAUCACCAACACUGCCGCCGAGAAACUGCAAAAGAUUAUAAACUCCUUCCUGGGCUUCAGAGAAAAGGAGAAGGCAAGGCUGGACUGCAGUGCGUGCAUGACGCUGGGCGAUGUCACCACCGUGAACCUGACCAUGGUGCAUGGCGGAGUGCAGUACAACGUGGUGCCCGUGGAGCUGGCCGCCAGCUUCGAUGUCCGUGUGCCUCCCACUAUCGACCUGCAGGCGUUCGAGCAGCAGCUGGAGAGCUGGUGCCGCGAGGCCGGGGACGGCGUCACCUACGAGUUUGCCCAGAAGGGAAUGGACCAGAGUGUGACGUCUACGAGCGAGUCGGAUCCCUGGUGGGGCGCCUUCUCUGCUGUCUGCCGCGACAUGAACCUGGACGUGAAGACAGAAAUCUUCCCCGCCGCAACCGACAGCCGCUAUCUGCGCGAGAUUGGACUUCCGGCCAUCGGCUUCUCUCCGAUGAACCGCACACCCAUCCUGCUCCACGACCACAACGAGUUUGUGAGCGAAGCCGUGUUCCUGCGUGGCAUCGACGUGUACGCGGGCAUCCUGCCAGCCCUGGCCAGCGUGCCCGCAGUCCCCGCCGAGCACUGAUUGCCCGCCGGCUCCUCUACGCCACGCUUCCUAGAUCAAACCUCGACCUGAAAGGCUGGAAACCCGUUGAUACAUUUCCUAUAUCAAACACUGCCUGAAACAUUGAAACCUGUUCAUACACUUCCUGUGUAAAACAAUCUACCUGAAAACUCAGUUCCAGGACUCUAACUGAAGGAAUCUGUAACCUGCAAAAAACAUUUGUCUAGGAUUGUCUCUAACUGAAGGAAUCUGAAACAACCUGCUAAUCACGAUUGUCCAGGACUGUCUCUAACUGAAGGAAUCUGAAACAACCUGCUAAUCACGAUUGUCCAGGACUGUCUCUAACUAAAGGAAUCUGAAACUACCUGCUAAUCACGAUUGUCCAGGAUUGUCUCUAACUGAAGGAAUCUGAAACUACCUGCUAAUCACGUUUCUUGACUCUAUCUCUCUCUGCCUGAAAAUUUAAAUAUAAAAUAUGAUCACACACGAGCCAGUAAUGUACCUUUAAAAUGUAAUGUACAUCCUCGAAAUUUGGAAAACACCAUAACCAGUUAACCAAUUUACUUGAAGCAUGAAAUGUCAACAAUGUAAAAUUACUUUCUGCCUUGACCUCGUAGAUAACAUUUGCAAACUUAAAUGGCUAUGGCCCAAAGCAUGGCGUGUGUGUGCACAGCUGCAUUCAAUACACGUUGCAAACCUGCUCCUGGGUCCGUCUUUCUCUCCGUCUCCAAAAUAUUUCUAAACAUUAUUCCCCCGAAGUGUGACGAACAUCUCUCCACUCCCGUCCGUCACUGAUCGGCUCCUCGGGGCCCAGCAGACGCCCCAGCUCGGAUCGACCUCCUUCCAACUCUGCUGAAGAUGGCGCCUCGCGCGCUUUUUUCAGCAGUUUUACUUGAUUCCUGUUUGUCGUGGUCAAAUCUUGUAAUCAACAUUUAGUCUACUUCCUGAUGUCCAAUCAAUUCCAAAGUUUGCACACGUACUCGGAUGACAAUGCACGCAUGUAUCAAAAUCGGCAUCAAUUAAUCAAUUAAUGAGCGACUUCAAAGCAAUUUACAUUUUGUUGCAUAUAGCAGCAGCGAUGCUGUUGCUAUAGGGCUAUACCUAAUAAAUGAACUUGAACUUGAUGUGAUCCCGAUUGAGUAAUUUGCGGUGCCAGUUUUUUUGGCAAAAUUAGACUGUGAAGCGGUCACACAGUAGCCUCAUCGUUUCGAAUGAUGGCACGGGACUUUUAACAUCUACUGUGAAGCAGACGGCACACGUGUUAUACACUUAAGGUAUUAACCGGGGUGGCCAGCCGGUGUCGAAUCGUGAACCUCUGCAACACGCAAUAAAGUGCGAACGCUGGGUCGCGUCUCCACGCCAGACUUUGUUGAAAUAGCAACUCAGCAGAUCCGCCAGUCACGCUGCGGCCUUAGCCGGAGAGCAUGCAUAAUGGGCAACGUUUUGGGUCAACCCCCUACUUCAGAGCACACAAGGGCCAGACGCGGCGUCCGGAUAUCAACCAUUUUAAGGCCGCAGUGUUGACUUGUUAAUUUUAAUCAUUUGUUCUUGUGUGGCACUGUGAGUGCAGUAUCAAAAACUGAUGGCUGUUAAAUGAAGUUAUUGGUUUGAGACGAAUGACAUUUGAACGUGUUGCACUUCAAUAAAAAUGAAUAUCCACGUAGAAAUCAUCAAA